ACGGUGCAGCCGUUGCCGCCGGUGUGUCAGAGAGGGAAGCGUUCUACCCUGCGGCCCCCGUCUCGGCUGAGAAAAGGGGGUGUCUCCACCUGCUCUGAGGGGAACUGUGUGUCCGCUCACCUCCCCUGAGCCUUCUGGCAGAUAAUGACACCAGAACAGAGUCCAGCGACUUCCCUCAUCGACAGGACCAUCAAGAUGAGGAAGGAGACUGAAGCCCGGAAAGUGGUCUUGGCCUGGGGACUCCUUAAUGUGUCUGUUGCAGGCAUGAUAUACACCGAAAUGACAGGAAAACUGAUAAGCUCGUAUUACAACGUCACAUACUGGCCACUCUGGUAUAUUGAACUUGCACUUGCAUCUCUGUUCAGCCUGAAUGCCUUAUUUGAUUUCUGGAGGUACUUCAAAUACACAGUGGCACCAACAAGCUUGGUCAUGAGUCCUGGCCAGCAGACCCUGCUGGGGUUGCAGAAUGCAGCAAUCCAAACAACUCCACCACGUGAGCUGGCAGCAAACAAAGUCCCGUCUUCGACACCUUCUCCUCCGAUCCAGGGUCAGAGUGUGCUGAGUUACAGCCCGUCCCGCUCCCCUAGUGCCAGUCCAAAGUUUACUACCAGUUGUAUCACAGGGUACAGCCCUCAGCUACAGGCUCUGUCGAGCAACAGCACUUCUUACGGCAGUGCUGUCACCUAUUCACCAGGCAGCAGCUACAGUAAGGUUUCCAGCUUCAGCUCCUCUCCCAGUGGGUCACCGUACCCCAUGAAUAUUGGGCCAGUGGAAAGCGGCAGCCUAAGGUCUCGUUACCGCUCCUCACCCAUUCUGUAUAAUUCUCCUACUGGUAAGGAAGAUUAUAUGACAGACCUCAAGUCACUGGACACCUUCCUUCGGAAUGAAGAAGAGAAACAGCAGAGAGUUCAACUAGGAAGUUCAGAUUCCAGCUCUCCUUCCAGCAGCCCAACUUUUUGGAACUACAGCCGUUCCAUGGCAGACUACGCACAGAUGCUGAGAAAGUUCCAGUAUCAGCUGGCUUGCAGGUCCCAGGCUCCGUCAGCGCACAAGGAUGAAGCUGAUCUGAGCUCAAAACAGGCUGCAGAAGAGGUUUGGGCACGGGUGACAAUGAACCGACAGCUCCUUGAUCACAUGGAUUCCUGGACCGCGAAGUUCAGAAACUGGAUUAAUGAGACUAUUCUAGUGCCGCUUGUCCAAGAGAUCGACUCUGUGAGCACUCAGCUGCGAAGAAUGGGCUGUCCGGAGCUGCAGAUCGGCGAAGCCAGCAUCAGCAGUCUGAAGCAGGCAGCGCUCGUUAAAGCUCCACUCAUUCCAACCCUGAAUGCUCUAGUGCAAUAUCUGGAUCUCACACCAAACCAGGAGUAUUUGGUCGAAAGGAUCAAAGAGCUUUCUCAGGGAGGAUGCAUGAGUUCAUUCCGCUGGAACAGAGGAGGGGAUUUCAAAGGCCGCAAGUGGGACACCGACUUGCCCACCGACUCCUCUAUCAUCAUGCACGUGUUCUGCACUUACCUCGACUCCAGGCUGCCACCUCACCCCAAAUACCCCGACGGCAAAACCUUCACUUCCCAACACUUCAUUCAGACGCCGGAUAAACCAGACACUUCAAAUGAAAACGUCUUUUGCAUCUACCAGAGCAGCAUCAAUCCACCCCACUACGAGCUGAUCUACCAGCGCCACGUCUACAACCUGCCCAAGGGCAGAAACAACAUGUUCCACACGUUGCUCAUGUUUCUCUACAUCAUCAAGACGAAGGAGUCCGGGAUGCUGGGGCGUGUCAACCUCGGUUUAUCAGGAGUCAACGUUCUGUGGAUUUUUGGAGAGUAACACCUCCGGCGGGACACCGGUUCGGAGGAGCGAUGCCGAGAGAACUGAGCAGCGUCGUUCUGUUGUUGACUUAAACAUGAAUUUACUACAAAAAAAAAGGAUAAUUCCAGCUCUGCUUUGUGGGCAGAGGGGGUGAAGUGGUUGUAAUUCCCCUGCGGGUUUUGUGACUUUAUUAUUUAAAACAUCUUGCCGUCGAAACGCUGCGACGUGCCAACGCCAGGCGGGUUUUCUCUUCCGGUCUCCUCCGCUGAACGAAACAGGUUUUAAAAAAUGGGUUUUGCUGGUUCUGCUCCGUGCCUGACGCUGCCGUCACCGCUCGGCUGAGCUUGACUGAUCCCGGGACUAAACUCCAGCCGCCGGCGAGGGCUGGGGCAGCCGCAAGGGGAGAAACAGCAAUUGGCAGGAGCCACGAAAUUCUGGAUGAGCACGAGAAAAGCCGAGUUAAAAAGUUGAGAUUUGUUUUGGUUCAUUUUAUUGUGUAUGAAAAGAAAAACAUCACUUUUUUUUUUUUUUUUUUAAUCCCUGUUUAUUGGUGUAAUUGGGUUUUCUGACCCAAGAGGGUGGGGUCUGCGCUGCUGGUGUGACGCAAGGAGAAAACUGUGUUUGAUGCGCUGGUUUCAGUAAGUAAGAUUUUUAUUUUCAUUUAUUUUUUGAACAAAAUGAGCAUGCCAUCCAACUUGGGCAGCCUUGCAAGCUCCAAAUGACCAGCUGCCUCCAAUACAACCCCACCCUUACCCUGCCUUUGCUUUUUAAUUGAUUUUUAACUGCUCCCAUCACCCUCUUUUUUUUUUUUUUUUUUUUUUUUCCCCCCUCAUACUUAUUUCGGGAGCCUGACAGACCGGCACGGGGCUCCAGCACCUCAGCAGGAGACCAGGCUGUAUAAACCCGCGGAGUUCUGAAGUCCCCGCUCGUGGGGAUGCACCUUUUGGGGAAAAAAAAAAAAAAAAAAAACAAAAAAACCCCACAACCCUGGAUUUGUCUCCAAAAAAAAGUUGUUCAAUAUUUGCCAAAAAACUUUUUUAUUUUGGGGGAAGAGGGGCGGGGAGGGAAAAAAAAUCUCUUGUAAAUUCUGACAAAUGCGGGGUUUAGAAGUGCGUAGAGUUAGUAAUUAUUUUUUUAGAGUUGGGGGGGUAAAAAUUCAUAAGCCCCAAGAUGCUGGAGAUCUUUGUGAGCGGAAGACGAGGAUCCCGGCCUGUUCCCCCGCCCUCGCACUCAAAACUGCCAAAAAACCCCACUUGUACAUAAAAGAUGUGAGAAUUACACCGGCUUGUUCCCAGGGGGAGAACGCCACGUGUUUUGUCACGAUAGAAUGUAUUUUUGUACUGUAUUUUCUGCUGACGGGAGGGGAAAAAAGGAAUUUGUGCUGUUUAAUCUCAGUGGGGCGGGGGCAGCCGCUGUUUUUUGGUGUGAACCGACCGUUAUUGGCGACUUUGGUCUCCCCGGGGUGGGGGCGCAGGGUUUGUUCAGGCUCGUUUGAUUUCCGUAUUAAAUGAGUUUGGUUUUAUCAAA
Tyto alba (common barn owl) is the source of this 3336-nucleotide messenger RNA. RefSeq names its product transmembrane protein 209 (gene TMEM209). The record is from RefSeq and is a predicted model, not a curated record. The transcript has 15 exons. Gene Ontology annotation, cellular component: membrane. NCBI's taxonomy places the organism in Eukaryota, Metazoa, Chordata, Aves, Strigiformes, Tytonidae. Bases 145 to 1827 code for a protein of 560 amino acids.